Molecule: messenger RNA, 2254 nt
Organism: Aspergillus candidus
Lineage: Eukaryota; Fungi; Ascomycota; Eurotiomycetes; Eurotiales; Aspergillaceae
Product: replication factor A subunit protein RFA1
Exons: 6
Coding region: 168-1973 (601 amino acids)
Biological process (GO): DNA recombination; DNA repair; DNA replication
Cellular component (GO): nucleus
Molecular function (GO): DNA binding
Source: RefSeq, a predicted model, not a curated record
CCACGGUCACCGUGCUCGGAACUACUUAACUUAUCGUUAUUCACCACCUAACUGUCUAUUAUCCAGUAGCACUUUCCGUCCUAUAGAUUUUGUGUAUCUCUUGUCGCCCCCCACUUCAUUACUCUCACAGGAAGAAUUUAAGUUUCUCUGAGUUGUUCUAUGGAAGAAUGACGUCCGAAGCAAGUUCUCAUAUUAGCGUUGGCGCUCUUAGCGCUAUCUUUGAUGAAUCGAAAUCCCAAGUUCGCGAGCCAAUUGUACAGUGUGUCCAAGUCAAGCCACUGCCUCCUCAACAAAAUAACCAAGAGCGUUAUCGAGCUGUCUUCAGUGACAUUUCAAACUAUGUCCAAACCAUGCUUGCAACUCAAGCGAAUUCCUUCGUUACGAGCGGUCAACUUAGGAAAGGGUGUUUUGUGAAACUGAAGUCCUUCCAGGCGAAUUCAGUGAAAGGCAAAAAGAUUCUGAUUGUUCUGGAUCUUGAAGUGCUGCAGGAACUGGGCGAGGCAGAAAAGAUUGGCGAGCCCAAGCCGUUAGAAAACAAAUCGGAAGAGGAGGAGAAAGUACAACCUACAGCCAUAUCCAGCAAUGGGUUUUAUGGCUCGAAGAUGCCACAGACACACCCGAGCAGUCGAGUACAAGCACGGCCUGGUGCAGCUUCAACGCACGCUACUAUGUAUCCCAUCGAAGCCAUCUCUCCAUACUCCCACAAAUGGACGAUCAAAGCACGAUGUACAAGCAAAUCGAACAUCAAAACGUGGCAUAACAGAAAUGGCGAAGGAAAGCUUUUCAGCGUCAAUUUGCUGGACGAUAGUGGCGAGAUACGUGCGACAGGGUUUAACGACCAGUGCGAGAUGCUUUAUGACGUUUUCCAAGAAGGAAGUGUCUAUUACAUAUCUAGUCCGUGCCGAGUCCAAAUUGCGAAAAAGCAGUUUACAAAUUUGAAUAAUGACUACGAACUUACGUUCGAGAGAGAUACAGUUGUUGAAAAGGCAGAAGACCAAAGCGAUGUACCGCAAGUUAGAUUCAACUUUACCUCCAUAGGUGAUCUUCAAUCUGUUGAGAAGGAAACCACCAUUGAUGUCAUAGGGAUCUUGAAAGAGGCUGGGGAGUCUUCCCAGAUCGUCUCGAAAACGACGAGCAAGCCUUACAACAAGCGUGAACUUACGCUGGUUGACAACACAGGGUAUUCGGUUCGCCUGACAAUAUGGGGCGCUACCGCGGUGGACUUUACCGUGGUGCCAGAGUCCAUCGUGGCUUUCAAGGGAGUCAAAGUAUCGGAUUUUGGAGGUCGGAGCCUGAGCUUAUUGAGCUCUGGGUCCAUGACUGUGGAUCCCGACAUUGAGGAAGCACAUAAACUCAAGGGCUGGUAUGAUGCCCAGGGAAGAGAUGAAAACUUCAUUUCGCACGCAUCUGUCUCGGGAGCAACCACAUCCAAGUCGAGACUUGAUCAGUUCAAGACCGUUGCCCAGGUUAGGGAAGAGCAGCUCGGGAUGUCAGAUGACGCCGUGUACUUCUCAUUGAAGGCAACUGUCAUCUACAUAAAGCGGGAAAACAUAUGCUACCCUGCUUGUCUUACAGAUGGAUGUAACAAAAAGGUUACGGAAAUAGAUGGUCAAUGGCGAUGUGAACGCUGUGACAAGACUCACCCAAGGCCCCAGUAUCGUUACAUGAUGCUCAUCAAUGCUAGCGAUCAUACCGGUCAACUUUGGUUAAGUUGUUUUGAUGAAGUUGGCAGGUUGAUGAUGGGCAUCUCGGCAGACCAACUAAUGGAGUUGCAUGAUAACGAUGAUAAUGCCGAAAGUGCUAUCGUCCAAGAUGCGAAUUGCCGGACUUGGAAUUUCAGAUGCAGGGCUAGAAUAGACAAUUUUGGUGACCAGCAACGUAUCCGUUAUCAAAUCUCCUCAGCCAACCCUAUCGACUACUCUGAAGAGGCAGGACGGAUCUCUGAUCUGAUUGAUUCAUACAACAUCUCUUGAACAUGACGACCUUGUGCCUGGUGUCUGUGUUGCUGCCUACUCUUCUUUGCUUAAAUGUGUUUAAAUGUGUUCUCCCCCCCAUCGCUAUAGGGAAUUAUGGGCUUUUCGCGGUGGCUUACUGAUUGGGAAUGCCUUGUUUUUAAUGGAACAAUCCGGGGUUCAACCUGUCAUUCAGGCCUUGUGUAUCUGCUUGCUACAUGUCAUUGAUGUUAUUUCCAUUGCUUUGACAGUUAGGUAUGAAAACCUGAUGUAGACAAUUUCAAUAGGCGUCGUGCAGCUCA